This is a messenger RNA of Microsporum canis CBS 113480, 1332 nucleotides long. RefSeq names its product phosphatidylserine decarboxylase family protein. Gene Ontology annotation, molecular function: phosphatidylserine decarboxylase activity. Gene Ontology annotation, biological process: phosphatidylethanolamine biosynthetic process. The record is from RefSeq and is a predicted model, not a curated record. Bases 1 to 1332 code for a protein of 443 amino acids. Gene Ontology annotation, cellular component: mitochondrion. Lineage: Eukaryota; Fungi; Ascomycota; Eurotiomycetes; Onygenales; Arthrodermataceae. The transcript is spliced from 7 exons.
AUGGGCUCAAUUACGCCCUCGCAAGUGGUUCCUCAGCCUGAGAACCAGAUUGAGGAAAAGCACAAGGUUGUUUGUGACUCUGAGGCUCAUAGGCCUGGAAUGUGGCUCCCAGAGCACUUUCAAACACGCGAUGAGUAUGUUCGACAGGUACUGCAGGAGGCCAAUUCCAGCCACCAGAUGCUAUCACCAGCUUUGAGGCGAUUUGAAGACUUGAUUGAAAAAGAUUCUCGCAUAUACAUGUACUUCAUGCAAAUGUUUGAGGAGAUCCCCUGUCAACAUCCAUGUUGGAAAGAACCAACAGGUGGCGGAAGGAUCGGUGACUACAAACACAUGUUACAUGUCUUAAAUUAUAUUGUGACAAAUGCCCCCAGCUGGAGUUUCCCUGCCUUUUUAGAUCCGGAUGUUAACAAGUGCGUCAAAGAAGUUUUAAACGAAUGGUCAAGCUUUUUGCAAUCUCCCAGCUCAACGCACGUCCUGGACUCGGGGAAGACAGGAUGGCUUAGCCCAGAAGCUUUAAAAGCUCUGACAGAUGCAGCAAACAUUCCAGGCCAAGCGGAGCUUAGUUUUGAGGAAGUUUACAUAUGUGAUUCUUCUGCGGUUCAUUAUGGAUUCAAGUCAUGGGAUGAUUUUUUUACUCGCAAGAUCCGCGAUAGUGCCCGACCAGUAGCCUGCCCGGAUAAUGAUAAUGUUAUUGUUCACCCUUGUGAAUCAAGCGUGUACAACAUUCAAAGGAACGUGAAACUUCGUGAUAAUUUCUUUGCCAAAGGCCAGCCUUAUUCCAUACAGGAUAUCCUAGCACACGAGCCUUUGACAUCCUACUUUGCUCAAGGGACCGUGUAUCAAGCAUUUCUGUCUGCCCUGGCGUAUCAUCGUUGGCAUUCCCCUGUUUCUGGAAUAGUCCGUCGAGCCUUUGUGCAGGAUGGGGCGUAUUUUAGCCUGCCAACAUUCUUAGGUGUUGGGACCUUGGAAGAUAUCCCAGACCGAAUGAUCCCAGCACAGGGUUAUCUUGCAGCAGUCGCAGCAAGAGCCAUCAUUAUUAUUGAAGCAGACAACCGGGAGAUUGGGCUGGUUGCCUUUGUGGCUAUUGAUGUAGAGAGGGAAGAAAGCGUAGCUGUACGAGGGAAACUGGGUACCAAGUUAUUCGACAAGGGUGAGAGAGAGGAACAUCCGAAGAUUGAUAACAACGGGCACAGACCCCUCGAUAAGGCAAAUACUACGAACCGCAUCUACCCGUGUCUAAACCCCACUUUUACCGACAUCAUAUGCGGGUCCGGGUACGGGAAGCGAAGCGAGGUGGAACCAAGGGUUUGCCGACCUACACGAAGUCGCUAG